GCUCCACGCGGAGCAACUGGUGCCAAUUCUUGGCUUUUGUGCCCGCAAGGAGCGAUUAUUAGGGGCGAUUCCAAGCGCAGCUUCACCCAUGCUGGAUUUGUGGGGCGUGAGGAUGGAUGCUGUGAGUGGUGCGGACGCAGGGUGAGCUGCCAGCUCCAUGGUGCCGGUUUCCUCUCCUUCGAGCCCAGGACGUCUCCUGCCAGCAGAGCAGGAUGGUACCAUGGCCCUGCGGGCUGUGCCUCAACCAGCACCACUGUCCCUCCCGGCACUGGAGGCGGGCCACGCUGCGCUAGCUCCACCUCACCCCGCCUCAGGUUCCCAGGCAUUGCCCAAGACUGCGACUGGAGAUGGGGCACCCCUGUCACCUCCUGCAGCCACAGCGGAUCAAGGUCCUGCACUAUUUACCGUUGGUUCAGGUAGUGAUGCCGGGGGCAUGAAGCCAGUGGCCCAGGGUCCCAGGCUGCUGGAGCUUCUUUGGCUGGCCUGUGGACCUUGCCUCCCUGCCACAUGACUGUGCAGCCGCGGAAUCAAAUGGGCUUUUGGGGCACUGUGACAGCUAAGGUUGAUGAGGUAUCUGGCUGUAAUUCUGGGCACAGCCCCCUGGAUGGCGAGGACGGCUCCUCGGGUUCUGCUGGUGCUGUGGUGGUUGUGACGCCAGAUGCUGUUGUAGGGUCUUCCGGCCAGGAGCCUGGCACUGUCUCAGGUGACUCUCUGAGGUGGGAUGCAGCAAGCGAGGCCGCUCCUCCGGAUGGGUAUCAGGCAUUUCCUGCGCUUCAGGAUGCGGUUCAGAGGACUCAUCAGCCAGUAUCCUGGAAGGCGUUGGCGGAUCUCCGGGAGAAGGUUAUGCAGGCUCUUCGGGGCCUUGUGGGAGGUGUAUUGGUACCUUAUGACAUUCAGAAUAUAGGCUGUGUUCUUUUUCAGCCCGUGGAGUAUGGCAUUUUUGAGGGCCUAUGGACUGAGAUAGCUUGUCAAGUGGUGCAGCAGAAUACUGCCUUGGGUCAGCGGGAUCCCAGGUGGGUGAUCAGCUCUGAUGUUCUGCUGGGUAAGGACGGCUUUGCUGACGUUAAUAGGCAGGUUGGCCUUGAGCCUCUUGUACUUGAGCAAUGCAAGGAGACGGGCAUGGCAACGUUGGUGCGAGCCUUAGAACUCGCCGCCCCCAAGGAGAUUUUUGUGACUAUUGUCCAGCGAGCUGACAAGUCUUUUCUGCGUUUCGCAAAUCGGCUGACUGCUUCUGUGGAGCAGCAAGUGCGAGAUAGUGUGGCAAAGCAGCUUAUGCUCAAGACUCUCGCAAAGACUAAUUGUAAUGCUGAGUGUUGGAGGAUCAUUAGUGCAUUCCCUGGUGAUCCCUUGCUGACACAGAUGGCACGGGCUUGUGUAGAGGCAGGUGUUGAUGCUGAGGGGGCCCCUACUGUGGCUGCUGUGCUGUGGCCAACUUGGGUGAAGCCGCAGGGUGGGCAGCAACAACGGGGGACUGCUCAGGCCAGCAAGAAGAAGAAAAAGAAGUCACAGGGGGCCUUGACUCCUCUGUAUUACUGUGCCUGGUGUGGUAGGGCAAAUCAUGGGGCGGAUGUGUGCAGGAUGAUGGUCCAUGUCAAUGGUAAAUCUCUGUCGGGCUCAGGAAACGGGAAGCUGAGCACAACAGGGAGACACGCUCAGAUACAAGCCUCUCUUCACACCCCGGAGCCAAUGGAGGUCUGCUCGGCCGGCUCGUAGCCAGCACCUCUGGCUCUGCAGGUCUUGAUGUCUGCAGGGCAGACACAGUUGUCUUGGACUCUUGUAGGAUGUACAGGGUUCCUUCGGAUGCCUUGGGCCCAGUGGGUGAGGGCAUGAGUGCUCUCCUUGUGGGGAGGUCGAGUGCCUCUGCUCAGGGCAUCAUUGUACACCUAGGAAUCAUUGAUUCGGACUUCACAGGGUGGAUUUACACCAUGGUUUCCAUGCUCACCCCUCCCUGUUACUAUCCCUGAGCGGAACCAGACUUGUUCAACUUGUGCCUUUUAAGUCUUGUGUUCGCAGAGCGGAAGAUCGGCUGUGGGGAGAUGGCGGCAUCGGGUCCACUGGGCUGCCUCAGGUUCACUGGACUGCUGUUCUGACGGCCAAGGAUCAUCCUGAAUGUCUCUGCACGCUGUCCAUCCCUGAUUUGCAUCCUGCAGGUAUCAUUGGCCAGUGGAAUGAUGAGUGGUCUGAUCCCUUGCAUGUCCUGGAAUGGGUUUUCCUGCCCCAUCAGCUGCAGAAGACGGUGACUGCAAUGUUUGAGCUGAUAGCUCGUUUGAUAAUCAAAUGCUGACAAUGGUUUUUGCAAUUGAUGGGUGUGGAUCCCGCAAAGAUUGUGCUCCCGGUACUGCGGGAGGACUGUGACUGGAGCUUUGUGAACAAUAUUUCCAUGCAAAGUGCUCUGGAGAAUUUUUCUGGACAAGUCACCUACCAUCUGCCCAGUCAUAAGUUAUUGCAAGUGGCAAAUGUUGGAAUCUGGAAUCCAGAGUGUGUGCCCUUGUUUCUGACACUUAGUUAUAAGAUCCAGAAGAACACUGAAUUUCAUAUAAUA
Molecule: messenger RNA, 2542 nt
Organism: Poecile atricapillus (Black-capped chickadee)
Lineage: Eukaryota; Metazoa; Chordata; Aves; Passeriformes; Paridae
Exons: 2
Coding region: 508-1713 (401 amino acids)
Biological process (GO): viral process
Source: RefSeq, a predicted model, not a curated record